This is a messenger RNA of Stegostoma tigrinum, 2483 nucleotides long. Its product is annotated as tropomyosin alpha-1 chain. The record is from RefSeq and is a predicted model, not a curated record. Lineage: Eukaryota; Metazoa; Chordata; Chondrichthyes; Orectolobiformes; Stegostomatidae. The transcript has 10 exons. Gene Ontology annotation, cellular component: actin filament. Gene Ontology annotation, biological process: cardiac muscle contraction; actin filament organization. Bases 213 to 1193 code for a protein of 326 amino acids. Gene Ontology annotation, molecular function: actin filament binding.
AUGUCUUAAGGAAUUCAAUCUGCCCCUGAGAAGGACAUAUUUCUGAGGCUGGGGGUAGGAUCCUGUGCACUUCAGCUCAGCUCCCGAAUCAGCUCCGUCUCUCUCUCUCCCUCCUCUCUCCAGGCUUCCUGCGCACCCUCUCCUCUCUUCCACUUUAUUUAUAAACAUAUUUUAGUGUCCUUUCUAAACAAAGCUCACCACCAGCAGCAGCCAUGGACGCCAUUAAGAAGAAGAUGCAGAUGUUAAAGCUGGACAAGGAGAACGCCUUGGACCGAGCUGAACAAGCCGAAGCGGACAAGAAGGCGGCGGAGGACAGGAGCAAGCAGUUUGAGGAUGAAGCUUUACAACUAGAGAAGAAGUUGCGAGCAGUGGAGGAUGAGAGAGAUAAAUUUUUAGAAGAUUUCAACAAGGCGGAGGAGCGGCAGCUGCUGGCGGAGGAGAAUGCCACUAAGCUGGAGGAUGAGCUGGUGGCUUUACAGAAGAGACUGAAAGGGACUGAGGAUGAGCUUGACAAAUAUUCCGAAGCUCUGAAAGAUGCACAGGAGAAGUUGGAGCUGGCUGAGAAGAAAGCUACAGAUGCUGAAGCAGACGUCGCCUCUCUGAACAGACGCAUCCAGCUAGUUGAGGAGGAGUUGGACAGGGCUCAGGAACGCCUGGCCACCGCUCUGCAGAAGCUGGAGGAGGCUGAGAAGGCUGCAGAUGAGAGUGAAAGAGGCAUGAAGGUCAUUGAGAACAGAGCCCAGAAGGACGAGGAGAAGAUGGAACUGCAGGAGAUCCAGCUUAAGGAGGCCAAGCACAUUGCAGAGGAGGCUGACCGCAAAUAUGAAGAGGUUGCACGUAAGCUGGUGAUUAUUGAGAGUGACCUGGAGAGGACUGAGGAGCGAGCAGAACUCUCUGAAUCUAAAUCUGCUGAGCUUGAAGAAGAGUUGAAAACUGUGACCAACAACCUGAAGUCACUGGAGGCUCAGGCUGAGAAGUAUUCGCAAAAGGAAGACAAGUAUGAGGAGGAAAUCAAAGUCCUGAGUGACAAACUGAAGGAGGCUGAGACACGUGCUGAGUUUGCAGAGAGAUCUGUCACCAAGUUGGAAAAAUCCAUUGAUGACUUGGAAGAGAAACUGGCACAAGCCAAAGAAGAAAACCUCAGCAUGCACCAGAUGCUCGAUCAAACUCUACUGGAGCUUAAUAAUUUGUGAGCUACAUUGAUUUGCUGCAAGCUGGUUGCCUCCUUGGUUAUUAAAAGCCCUUCUUGAGAAUAAGUGCUCCCACCUCCCCCACACCUUGCUUUUAUGCAGAUAUUUGGCUGAGGGGGCAGGCAGCUAGGAGUUAGAUCGUGAUAGAGCAAUGGCAUGUUCCAUGAUGAUAGUAAGAAACAAUUAAAUAUUUUGAUUAAAUCUGUUGUACCCCUUAAUUGCCACUUUUCAACAUUUUUAAUUUUAAAACAAAACUUCCAGCUGUUUACAAAAGUACUGUCAACUACAGGCUGUCUACAUUCUAAAACAUCCCUUUUUAAAAGGUCCACUCUCCCACACCCAAUUUAAUUCUUUGAUAUUUUCCAGAAAUUAUUUUUAAAAACUUGCCAAUUAAUGUUCAACCUUGCAUUUUUUUUCCCCCUGUUUUGAGUGUUCUUUAUAAUGGAAGAACGCAUUGGUUAUAAGAUAAAAGCGAGAUUUGGGAGCGGCCCCUAAGACCCACUUUUCUUUUCUUCUUAAGCACUGGGUUUUAAAUAUUUGCAAAUUAUAUUUUGGAGGGAAGGGAUAGCUUAGAGGAAUGUUUUAUUAGAAGGUCUGGGUACUGCAGUCUAUAAUAAUAUUUGCUUUUGUAACAAGUGUGUGUGUUUAUCUUCGCCCUUCUGUCUGAAUUAGCCUGAAGUAUGAACUGCAACUCUCCUUCCAUGGCAGUGCAACAUUCCCCAGUGUGAUUGGGGGGGAAGAGAAGUUGCAAUUUUAAAUAUAGUAAACGAGGUACAAAUAGGGACCCAUCAAUAAAAUGUGAACAUUUGGUAAUGUCACUUGUCAAAAAGCAGCAAUUAAUGUUAAUUGAGAUGUAGAUGGUAGUAUCACAAAAGGCAUAGUGGGGAGAUUCUAGAAUAUACUUGUUAAAGCCAGCCUACAUCAUUCUGCUUCCAAGUCUCGGUGUGGAGGGCCAAUUCUGAAUCUGGUAUUAACGUCGCAAUUAUUACUAGGGUCUCCAUAUUAACAGGAUUGAUUUUGCUUGACCGGUUGUUAAAACCAUAAAUGUGAGUACACAAGCGUGGCUGAAACUUAAUUUGCCUUGUUUUCCUUUUUUGUGUACUGCUGAAUAUUGUGCAACAUGUAUGAAUGACUUAAAAUCCAAAGACCUUUUCUUGUUACAAAAGGCAAAUAAUGAGUAGAACAUACUGGUGAUGCUUCCCUGUGCACGCUUAAUUGUGAAUUGUCUUAACAAUAUGCUUGUCUGUAAACUUUAUAAUGGUAAUAAAUACACACACGAGAUUUUGUAAAUCA